AUGGAAAAUGUUGGUAAUGUUAACCCACUUAUUUCACAAGAUAGUGCACACCAAGUAGCUCCCGCUAUGGAAGAAAGUUUCAACUCUUCGCUUAAUGGCCUGACACCAUCGAAGGAAACAGUUGAAACACCUAAUGAUGAGACAACUGAUAAAAUGGAUACAUGUGAUAAUAUAGAGGCAUUGGCAGAAACAAAGAAAGGAAGGUUUAGGAGUAAGGCUUGGGAUCAUUUUGCAAAGGUGAAAGUUAAUGGCGAGGAUAAGGCUCAAUGUAAAUAUUGCAAGAAAUUUCUUGGUAAAAAUCGAGCAAUGGAACAAAACACUUGCUUCAACAUAUGGAGACAUGCAUUCAUCGCAAAAUUCAUGAGAACAAGACUACAAAAGGACAGACAUUUCUCAUGCCAAAGAGCUUGCAAGGAAAGCAAGAAUUAG
Molecule: messenger RNA, 429 nt
Organism: Lathyrus sativus (Indian pea)
Lineage: Eukaryota; Viridiplantae; Streptophyta; Magnoliopsida; Fabales; Fabaceae
Source: the annotation of a GenBank genome assembly